Molecule: messenger RNA, 573 nt
Organism: Knipowitschia caucasica
Lineage: Eukaryota; Metazoa; Chordata; Actinopteri; Gobiiformes; Gobiidae
Source: the annotation of a GenBank genome assembly
AUGCCGCUGCUCUGUGGUCGGAGCUGUGUGCUGCUGCUGGCGGCUCUGUGCUCCGUGUCUCUGUGUGAGGAGGACACGGGGGACACGCACGAGCUGCACGUGGACACCCUGGUGAAGCCUGAGAUCUGCGAGCUGCUGUCUGCGAUGGGAGACACGCUGCACAUUCAUUACACGGGUAAAUUGAUGGAUGGGAAAGUGGUCGACACGUCUCUUUCGCGUGAACCUCUGGUCGUGGAACUGGGGAAAAGAACCGUGAUCGCAGGUCUGGAGCAGAGUCUGGUUGGCGUAUGCGCUGGACAAAAGAUCAAAGCCACAAUACCGGCUCAUCUGGCGUACGGCAAGAAGGGAUACCCCCCAACGAUACCAGGGGACGCUGUGCUGGAGUUCGAAGUGGAGGUGAUCUCGCUCUCGCCCCAGACUCAGUGGCAGAAGAUGGUGAACCACGUGUUUCCACUGGUGUGUCUGUUGCUGGUGCCGACGCUGCUGGGUUUAGUGGGACUGUAUCUGUACACAAAGGCCAACGCACAGGGACAGAAGAAGAAGAACAAAGAAAAGAAGAGCAAGAAGAAAUAA